AUUUUGUUCGCUGGACAUUGUACACUGCACGAACAGUGUCGAGUGUGAAUUGAUUGCAUUGUGCUUGGCUCUCGGUAUCGGUGCCAAGUCUCGCAGUGACUAAGUUUCGGCUCGGGUGCAGCUUUUGCUGAAGACAGAGAAAAUGGCUGGUGAUCAUCCCGACCCCCCAGAAGCUGCCAACAUCAAAGGAUUCGCCAAAUAUUACAAUUCUGUUACUGAGAAGGGGCGAGCAUCGGCAGCCAGGAUAACUCUAGGUGGCAUGGCCCUCCUCUUCCUGUACUUCAAGUUGAAGCCCUCAAGCAAGCCUGCCGCCGCUCAGUGAAAAUGUAGUUUAGAUUGUAAGAUGCUCUAUGAGCAUGUUAAUAACUGUCAUGUCAUUGCUUAAAUGUUGAUUUGUUACUCCUUCACGGAAAUGUGAGAAGAAAAAAGUGCACUAAAGUCAGAAAUUUGUAACAUUA
Messenger RNA from Thrips palmi, 458 nucleotides. RefSeq names its product ATP synthase membrane subunit DAPIT, mitochondrial-like. The transcript is spliced from 3 exons. The record is from RefSeq and is a predicted model, not a curated record. Bases 143 to 322 code for a protein of 59 amino acids. NCBI's taxonomy places the organism in Eukaryota, Metazoa, Arthropoda, Insecta, Thysanoptera, Thripidae.